Molecule: messenger RNA, 3171 nt
Organism: Coccomyxa subellipsoidea C-169
Lineage: Eukaryota; Viridiplantae; Chlorophyta; Trebouxiophyceae; Coccomyxaceae
Exons: 9
Coding region: 1-3171 (1056 amino acids)
Source: RefSeq, a predicted model, not a curated record
AUGGUGCUGCCGGGCGCUGCUUCUCGGGACCUCAUCCAGGAGGUCAUCAGGACUGCCCUCACUGCAUUGUACGAGGCUGCCAGCCACCAAUCCGAGAGAAUUGCUGAACUGGAACUCGACGUGAAACAGAAAGCCAACAGGGAAGACAUCAAUGCCGCUCUGUCCCAGAAAGCCUCGUCGUUUGAUGUCAGCUCCCGCAUCAAGAAGCUGGAGAAUCUGGUGGCAGGCAAGGCAGAUGAAGGGGACAUGGACGAGCAGCGGGAAGGGCUGGAGGCAGCUUUGCAGGCGACCAACUCCUCUUUUGGCUCCAUGCUGGACUCCAAGGCUGACUCCUAUCAGAUCAAGUCUUGGCUGGAGCAAGUGGACGACCGCAUCAGCGCAAUGGAGGAGAGCCAGAUCCGAGGGGAUCAGCUGACAGGCCAGAAGCUGACUGGACUGCGCGCUGACAUGGACGCCAGGCUGGCGCAUCUGCGCGCUGAUGUGGACGCCAGGCUGGCAAAGGAGGCUGCGCAGAUCGAGUUCAGCUGCAAUGCUGCCAUGGGCGAAAUGGUCAGUGCUGGCAUCGAGCAGAUCAGUGCCACAUCUGCAGCUGCAGGGGAGGCGCUGCGCAAGGUGGUGGAGGAGCUUAAGGAGCAGCUGGUGGGAGACAUGUCGGCACUCAAGGCGGAGACAGCGCAGCUCAACACCAGGACGCUGAUAAAACUGAACGCUGCGAUGGAGCAGAGCCGGUCGCUGAAGGCGUGGAGGGAACAGCAGAACCUGCGCAUCCUGGAGAUGCAGGCGGCGCUGACCGGACUGGACAACCGGCACAAGGCGGCGGCCGCGCGCGCCGAGAAGGCGCUGGAGGCAGCUGCCCGGGAGCUGCGCGCAGAGGCGGCAGCUGCCCAGAAGGCGGAGUCGCGCCGGCUGGAAGCCAUGCUGCAGCACUCCACCUCACUGCUGCGGCAGACUUCGGUCCUGGGCCUGGCAACUGCGCGAGCCACGAUUGUGAACGACAUCGAGUCUCUGCGCGGCGAGAUGGAGGAGCUGAAGGCAGAGGCGCUGCUGUCGCCGGCGCCGUCGAUUGCCGCAGCGUCUCCGAUGGCGUUCCAGGCCUUCCAGAGCCGGCUGCAGCGGGCAGGCUACGAUCUGACACGCGGGCCGCCAGAUCAGGCACGAGCUGCGAUUAGCAGCGCUGACUCAUUCCUGCCGGCCGCUGGUGACCUUGAGGCACAGGUCGCUGCACAGGACAUGCCGCAGCAACAAGGCAAUCUGCAGGCAUCUUCAGCGGAAGAUAGUGAAGAACCGGCGGACACAAACAGUCCUCAUGAGCAGGAAGCCACUUCCAGCAUGAUGGAAGAAUUCCAGGGCAAAAGCAGCCCAGAUGACAGUAGCACUGCACGGGUUGUUACAGAAAGCCGGAUUACCCCAAACGGGCCGGCUUCUAGGCCGGAUCAGGGCAGUGAAGGCAGCGCAACAGAGGCAGACGGGCAGGCCGUUGUGCCAACUUACUCGCAAGCAAUGGACAGGGCGCAGAGCAGCGAGUCAUGCCUGAGCAUCAGCGAGCACGCAGCUUCGCUGAGCACAGCGUUAAGCGGCGUUCCCAUCCCGGCGAUAGAGUGUAUCCUGGGCGACGCCACCUCAGCGGCGGCCGACGACACCUCAGCGCCGCUGAUGUCAGCGGGCGCCGGCGACAGCUCAGCGCAGGCCGCGCUGAACGCCCUCGUAGACCAGAUCAUCGACAGGGAAAUGCGCGAGGAGCGCGAGUCACAGGGCCCCUCCCCCAAGUGGCCAGGGCUGUCCGAAGAAGACUUGCUCGAGCCAGAAGCAGUGCUAAUCACAGCGGACGACAGCUCUGGCUUGCUAGCGCCAGCAAUAUUGCCAGUGGCAGACGAGCUGGCAGUCAAUCCCAUUGGAGGAGAUUACCUGCAUGCGCCAGAAGUACUGAUAUUGACAGAAGAGGAUGGCGUGCUUGAGCCAGAGAUUUUGAAAUCGGCAGAUGAGCAGACAGGCAGCGCUUGUCUGGAGAAUGGCUUGCUUGAGCCAGAAAUGCUGGUACUGACAGACGAGCACGCACCCGGAUCUCCUCAAGAAGAUGGCUUACCUGAGGCAGACAUUCUGACGGUGUCAGACAGUCCGGUGGCAGAGGCUUUUCAUGAGGAUAAUUCAGCACCGAGGCCGGUCGAUGCGCGCUGUGCGGCGCCAAAUGCAGCCCCUAGCAUGCAUGAGUCAGCUCGCAGUGCGGCAGAGCAGCCACCCAGCGUGCACAGCGUGGGAGCGGCAAAAGACACAUUGCAGCGAGGAGACACCUCAAACACAUCACAGGAGACAAAUGAAGCGGCCCCAUCUGCAGCUGCAAUGGACUCUAGCAUUUCAAGCAACUUGAGGAGGCAGCAUGAGGAGCUAAGACAGGCAAGCAGUGACCCCGCUGCGGAUGUGCGUAGGCGGUGCGAUGAAGCUUUGCAGCUGUCAGGCGCUGCGGCACAAGGGCCCAUGCCUGAUGGCAGCGAGCGCCCCAAACCUGUCAGCCGGCCAUUAUUUCCACACGCUGCCACAAAUGGGUCUGCACAAGUCCAGGACCAGAUGAGCGGCAGACGGAUCACAGGUCUGACCAGCGAGGCUGUGCAGGCAGCAGGCACAGUCAGCAGGGGUGCCGGAGAUACGCAGCAGAUGCGCGCCGCCAUGCUGGCGAUCCAGCUGGCGCUGACUCAGCAGGCCGCCAGCUCAUCGGACCUCCAGCGCCGCAUGCGCAUUCUCGAAGGGCGUACCUUUCACACGAACUCCCCAGAGUCACCCAGUGGAGCACAAAACAUUCAUCACUCGCAUGACCGAUCCCCACAGGCGCAUUUGCAUCACCCGGCAGUGGAGUCGCCGUCUGGAGCCUCACAGGCGUCAGGAGCAAUGCAGGGUGCAGACAGCGCGGCGUGGGGAAUGAAGGGGGCUGGGAGAAUGUUGCAAAACAUGCAAGGGGAGUAUGAACUAGAGCAGCAGCUGCCGCAGCACCUGCUGGCCAUCGGCCGGCACAUGGCGCGCAUGGAGGCGGCCAUGACUAAGCUGCACACCAAGAUGGAGCUUCUGCAUGGGUUUGAUGGAAGCUCGGGGAAGGGACAAUUGCAGGAGACUGCUCGCAUACAGGCAGCAGCAGCUGGGGAGUGGGAAGAGGGGUGUUGGGGAGGCAGCCGGGGGACUUGA